AUGGCCCUCACCAACGGAACCUCGACAGCCCAAUACAACCUUCCCUCACAUUUUAUCGGUGGUAACCACCUCGAAGCUGCAGCACCGAGCAGUGUCAAAGACUUUGUGGCCAAGCAUGGCGGUCAUUCAGUGAUUACUUCGGUUUUGAUUGCCAACAAUGGUAUCGCAGCUGUGAAAGAAAUCCGUUCGGUCCGGAAAUGGGCCUACGAAACAUUCGGCAAUGAACGUGCGAUUCAGUUUACGGUGAUGGCAACGCCAGAAGAUUUGCGGGCAAAUGCAGACUAUAUCCGUAUGGCGGACCAAUAUGUUGAGGUUCCGGGGGGCACAAAUAACAAUAACUAUGCGAACGUCGAGCUGAUCGUUGAUGUUGCCGAACGAAUGGACGUCCACGCCGUGUGGGCCGGAUGGGGUCAUGCUUCUGAAAACCCUCGCCUACCUGAGUCGCUCGCUGCUUCUCCCAAGAAGAUCCUUUUCAUUGGACCACCGUCCUCGGCCAUGCGCUCACUGGGUGACAAGAUUUCGUCCACAAUUGUCGCCCAACACGCUGGUGUUCCUUGCAUCCCGUGGUCUGGAACUGGUGUCGACGACGUGAGGGUUGACGACAAUGGCAUUGUCACUGUUGAAGAUGAUGUUUACAACCGCGGUUGCACCUUCUCUCCGGAGGAAGGUCUGCAGAAAGCCAAGGAGAUUGGUUUCCCUGUGAUGAUCAAGGCUUCCGAAGGUGGAGGAGGAAAGGGCAUUCGUAAGGUUGAAGGUGAAGAAGACUUCGUCAACUUGUAUAAUGCCGCCGCGAAUGAAAUCCCCGGAUCCCCGAUUUUCAUCAUGAAACUUGCUGGGAAUGCCCGCCACUUGGAAGUUCAGCUGCUGGCUGAUCAGUAUGGCAACAAUAUCUCCUUGUUUGGCAGAGAUUGUUCGGUCCAACGGCGACACCAGAAGAUCAUUGAAGAGGCCCCCGUAACAAUCGCCAAGCCUGCAACAUUCCAAGCUAUGGAGCGUGCGGCUGUCAGCCUGGGAAAGCUGGUUGGUUAUGUGUCGGCUGGUACCGUGGAAUAUCUGUACUCGCAUGCAGAUGACAAGUUCUACUUCUUGGAACUGAACCCCCGUCUCCAGGUCGAGCACCCUACAACUGAAAUGGUCUCAGGUGUCAACCUGCCAGCUGCUCAACUCCAGAUUGCUAUGGGUAUUCCCCUGCAUCGGAUCCGCGAUAUUCGCUUGCUCUAUGGUGUGGACCCAAACACAUCUUCCGAGAUUGACUUCGAUUUCUCCAACGAAGAAAGCUACAAGACGCAGCGUCGCCCGCAACCCAAGGGACAUACCACUGCUUGCCGUAUCACCUCCGAGGAUCCAGGCGAGGGCUUCAAGCCUUCCAGUGGUACCAUGCACGAACUGAACUUCCGCAGUUCGUCCAAUGUUUGGGGUUACUUCUCUGUCGGUACAGCCGGAGGCAUUCACAGUUUCUCAGACAGUCAGUUCGGUCACAUCUUCGCCUAUGGUGAGAAUCGUUCCGCUUCACGGAAACACAUGGUGAUCGCCUUGAAGGAAUUGAGCAUCCGUGGUGAUUUCCGGACGACCGUCGAGUACUUGAUUAAGCUACUCGAAACCCCUGCAUUCGAGGACAACACAAUCACAACCGGAUGGCUGGAUCAGCUGAUCACCAACAAACUCACUGCUGAACGCCCUGAUCCCAUUGUUGCUGUGUUGUGUGGUGCGGUUACUAAGGCACACCAGGCCAGCGAAGCCGGUGUAGAGGAGUACCGGAAGGGUCUCGAGAAGGGUCAAGUGCCCUCGAAGGACGUCUUGAAGACCGUUUUCCCUGUUGAUUUCAUUUACGAAGGUCUGCGCUACAAGUUCACCGCCACUAGAGCAAGCUUGGACAGCUACCACCUGUUCAUCAACGGAUCUAAGUGCUCCGUCGGCGUCCGUGCGCUGGCCGAUGGUGGCUUGCUAGUCCUCCUCAAUGGUCGCAGCCACAACGUCUACUGGAAGGAGGAAGCGGCCGCAACACGCCUCAGUGUCGACGGCAAGACCUGCCUACUUGAGCAAGAGAACGACCCGACACAGCUCCGCACGCCCUCCCCCGGCAAGCUCGUCAAGUUCACUGUUGAGAAUGGUGAACACGUCCGGGCUGGCCAGGCCUUCGCUGAAGUUGAGGUGAUGAAGAUGUACAUGCCUUUGAUCGCUCAAGAAGACGGAAUUGUCCAGUUGAUCAAGCAGCCUGGUGCUACUCUGGAGGCCGGUGAUAUCCUCGGUAUCCUCGCCUUGGAUGAUCCUUCCCGCGUCAAGCAUGCCCAACCUUUCACCGGGCAGUUGCCGGAUCUUGGUCCCCCCCAGGUUGUAGGUAACAAGCCUCCCCAGAGGUUCUUCCUGCUCCAUAGCAUCCUGGAAAACAUUCUGCGAGGAUUUGAUAACCAAGUAAUCAUGGGUACCACGCUCAAGGAGCUUGUGGAAGUUCUUCGGGACCCUGAGCUCCCCUAUGGAGAGUGGAAUGCUCAGUCUUCCGCUCUGCACUCUCGUAUGCCUCAGAGACUAGACACUCAGCUUCAAAAUAUUGUCGAUCGUGCACGUGCCCGGAAGACAGAAUUCCCGGCGAAGCAGCUCCAAAAGACCAUUGCUCGAUUUAUCGAAGAAAACCUCAAUCCCGCGGACGCUGAAAUCUUGAGAACAACUCUCUUGCCUCUGGAGCAAGUCAUCAACAAGUAUAUCGAUGGACUAAAGACCAACGAAUUCAAUGUCUUCAUUGGGCUCUUGGAGCAAUACUACGAAGUGGAGAAGUUAUUCUCUGGUCGCAACACUCGUGACGAAGAUGCUAUCCUGAAACUCAGAGACGAGCAUAAGGAUGAUAUUCUCAGCGUUGUCCAGACUGUGCUCUCUCAUAGUCGCAUUGGCGCCAAGAAUAACCUGAUUCUUGCCAUUCUGGCAAUGUACCGUCCCAACCAACCUGGCGUCGGCAACGUCAGCAAGCACUUCAAGCCGAUUCUCCAGAAACUCACAGAACUUGAAUCCCGAUCUGCUGCUAAGGUCACUCUGAAGGCACGUGAAGUUCUUAUCCAGUGCGCUCUUCCCUCGUUGGAGGAACGCCUCUCGCAAAUGGAGCUAAUUUUACGUUCCUCGGUUGUUGAGUCGCGCUACGGUGAGACCGGUUGGGACCAUCGCGAACCCGAUUUCGGCGUGCUGAAGGAGGUGGUCGAUUCGAAGUACACUGUUUUCGAUGUGCUGCCUCGCUUCUUCGUGCAUCAAGAUGCCUGGGUUACGCUGGCUGCUCUCGAGGUUUAUGUUCGCCGUGCCUACCGUGCUUACACCUUAAAAGGCAUUCAGUACCACUCUUCCGGCGAGCCGCCACUGCUUUCGUGGGACUUCACGCUUGAUAAGCUCGGACAACCUGAGUUUGGCGGUGUCACGUCGACACACCCGUCGACCCCAAGCACCCCAACAGCGGAGAACAAUCCCUUCCGCAGGCUGAACUCCAUCAGUGACAUGUCCUACCUGGUCAAUGAUGGAAGCAACGAGCCUGCCAGAAAGGGUGUCCUUCUCCCAGUCCAGUACUUGGAGGAUGCUGAGGAAUACCUGCCUAGAGCCUUGGAGGUCUUCCCUCGGGCUGGCUCAAAGGCAAAGAAGCCUUCUGAUAAUGGCCUUCUUGCCACGCUGGAGGGCAAGCGUCGACCGGCUCCUCGAAUUGAAAGCGACAGCGAGUUGACUGGUGUUUGCAAUAUCGCUGUGCGCGAUGUUGAAGACCUUGACGACACACAGAUUGUCUCUCAGAUCAAUGAAAUUCUGGCUGAUGUCAAGGAUGAGUUGCUUGCUCGUCGCAUCCGCCGUGUUACUUUUAUCUGUGGCAAGAAUGGCAUCUACCCAGGCUACUAUACCUUCCGAGGACCUACUUACGAGGAGGAUGAGAGCAUCCGUCAUAGUGAGCCUGCUCUGGCAUUCCAGCUGGAACUCGGCCGGUUGUCCAAGUUCAAGAUCAAGCCAGUCUUCACGGAAAACCGGAACAUUCACGUCUAUGAGGCGAUUGGUAAGGGCCCGGAGAGUGACAAGGCGUUGGACAAGCGCUACUUUGUGCGUGCGGUGGUGCGUCCGGGCCGCCUUCGUGACGAUAUCCCUACGGCAGAGUAUCUGAUCUCCGAGGCUGACCGGUUGAUGAACGAUAUCUUGGACGCUCUUGAGAUUAUUGGCAACAACAACUCUGAUCUGAACCACAUCUUCAUCAACUUCUCUCCCGUGUUCAACCUGCAGCCGAAGGACGUCGAGGAGGCCUUGGCUGGCUUCUUGGAUCGUUUCGGCCGUCGCCUCUGGCGACUUCGCGUUACUGGCGCUGAGAUCCGUAUCCUGUGUACUGACCCCGCCACUGGAGCCCCAUACCCUCUGCGUGUGAUCAUUACCAACACCUAUGGUUUCAUUAUCCAGGUGGAACUCUACAUUGAGAAGAAGUCCGAAAAGGGCGAAUGGGUCUUCCACAGCAUUGGUGGUACCAACAAGCUCGGAUCCAUGCAUUUGCGCCCUGUCUCCACGCCAUACCCCACCAAGGAGUGGCUCCAGCCUAAGCGGUACAAGGCUCAUCUGAUGGGCACCCAAUAUGUGUACGAUUUCCCAGAGCUCUUCAGGCAAGCCUUCCAGAAUAGCUGGACCAAAGCCAUCGCUAAGGUGCCAUCAUUGGCGGAGCAGCGCCCUCCCGUUGGUGAAUGCAUCGACUACACCGAGCUUGUGCUGGAUGACACUGACAAUCUGGUGGAAAUUUCGAGAGGCCCUGGUACGAACACGCACGGUAUGGUGGGUUGGCUCGUGACUGCCCGCACCCCUGAAUAUCCUCGUGGACGGCGCUUUAUCAUCGUUGCCAAUGAUAUCACAUUCCAAAUUGGAUCGUUUGGUCCACAAGAGGACAAGUUCUUCCACAAGUGUACCGAGUUGGCAAGAAAGCUUGGCAUUCCUCGUAUCUACCUUUCUGCCAACUCGGGUGCUCGUAUCGGAAUGGCUGAUGAGUUGAUCCCGUACUUCUCGGUCGCUUGGAAUGAUCCUGAGAGACCUGAGGCUGGGUUCAAGUACCUCUACCUUACUCCCGAGGUUAAGAAGAAGUUCGACGCGAGCCAGAAGAAGGAAGUUAUCACUGAGUUGAUCAACGAUGAAGGUGAAGAGCGGCACAAGAUCACCACUAUCAUCGGUGCCAAGGACGGUCUAGGUGUUGAAUGUCUUAAGGGCUCUGGCCUAAUUGCAGGUGCCACCUCCAAGGCUUAUGAGGACAUCUUCACGAUUACUCUGGUCACUUGCCGUUCGGUCGGUAUCGGUGCCUAUCUCGUCCGUCUCGGACAAAGAGCUAUCCAGGUUGAGGGCCAGCCAAUUAUUCUCACGGGUGCUCCGGCCAUUAACAAGCUGUUGGGCAGAGAGGUCUACACAUCUAACCUCCAACUUGGUGGAACGCAGAUUAUGUACAGGAACGGAGUUUCGCACAUGACUGCUAAUGACGACUUCGAAGGUGUGCAGAAGAUCGUUGAAUGGAUGUCCUUCGUUCCUGACAGGAAGGGGUCACCCAAUCCGAUCCGCCCUUGGUCUGACAACUGGGAUCGUGACAUCGAGUACCAUCCUCCUUCCAAGCAGGCCUAUGACCCUCGCUGGCUCAUUGCCGGUAAAGAGGAUGAGGAGGGCUUCCUUCCUGGCUUGUUUGACGCGGGAUCUUUCGAAGAAGCUCUUGGCGGUUGGGCUCGUACUGUUGUUGUUGGUCGAGCGCGACUGGGUGGUAUCCCUAUGGGUGUCAUCGCUGUUGAGACUCGCUCGGUGGAGAACGUUACUCCAGCCGACCCGGCCAACCCAGACUCGAUGGAGAUGAUCAGCACCGAAGCCGGUGGAGUGUGGUACCCUAACUCUGCCUUCAAGACAGCCCAAGCCCUUCGUGACUUCAACAACGGUGAACAACUGCCUGUGAUGAUCCUGGCCAACUGGAGAGGUUUCUCGGGUGGACAGCGCGACAUGUACAAUGAGGUUCUGAAGUAUGGUUCGUACAUCGUUGAUGCUUUGGUCAAGUAUGAGCAGCCCAUCUUCGUCUACAUCCCGCCCUUCGGUGAACUUCGUGGCGGUUCUUGGGUCGUCAUUGACCCUACAAUUAAUCCAGACCAGAUGGAGAUGUACGCUGAUGAGGAAGCUCGCGGUGGUGUCCUUGAGCCUGAGGGUAUUGUUAACAUUAAAUACCGCCGUGACAAACAAUUGGAUACCAUGGCUCGCCUGGAUGCUACUUAUGGUGAGCUCCGACGCUCUCUUGAGGACCCGUCGCUCAGUAAGGAGCAGUUGUCGGAGAUCAAGACCAAGAUGGCUGCCCGCGAGGAGCAACUCCUGCCCGUCUAUUUGCAGAUUGCUCUGCAGUUUGCUGAUCUUCAUGACCGUGCUGGCCGCAUGGAGGCCAAGAACACUAUUCGCCGGUCGCUCACUUGGAAGAACGCACGUCGAUUCUUCUACUGGCGUGUGCGUCGUCGUCUCAGCGAGGAACUUAUCCUUAAGCGCAUGGUUGCUGCGGCACCAUCUCCCGCACCCCGCGACGCCAGCAGUGGUGCCAUCCCGGCCGUACCCGCCGGAAACGUCUCUUCUACUGAAUCCGCUCGCUCGAUUCACCUUAACACCCUGCGCACCUGGACUGGAAUUCUUGAUGACGAAUUGGAGCAUGAUGACCAACGCGUGGCCUUGUGGUAUGAGGAAAACAAGAAGCUCAUUCAGACAAAGAUUGAAUCCCUCAAGACCGAAUCCGUUGCUGCAGAUGUUGCGCAAUUGCUUAUCGGCAACAAGGACGGUGGAUUGAAGGGUGUACAGCAGGUUCUGAGCAUGCUUCCUGUUGAAGAGAAGGAGGCUGUUCUCAAGUACCUUUCGUCAUAA
Molecule: messenger RNA, 6852 nt
Organism: Aspergillus bombycis
Lineage: Eukaryota; Fungi; Ascomycota; Eurotiomycetes; Eurotiales; Aspergillaceae
Product: acetyl-CoA carboxylase ACC1
Exons: 3
Coding region: 1-6852 (2283 amino acids)
Biological process (GO): fatty acid biosynthetic process
Molecular function (GO): ATP binding; metal ion binding; acetyl-CoA carboxylase activity
Source: RefSeq, a predicted model, not a curated record